This is a messenger RNA of Brachypodium distachyon (stiff brome), 698 nucleotides long. RefSeq names its product dynein light chain LC6, flagellar outer arm-like. Gene Ontology annotation, cellular component: dynein complex. The record is from RefSeq and is a predicted model, not a curated record. Bases 105 to 389 code for a protein of 94 amino acids. The transcript is spliced from 2 exons. Gene Ontology annotation, molecular function: dynein intermediate chain binding; dynein light intermediate chain binding. NCBI's taxonomy places the organism in Eukaryota, Viridiplantae, Streptophyta, Magnoliopsida, Poales, Poaceae. Gene Ontology annotation, biological process: microtubule-based process.
AAGGAACGCGCAGAUCUGCUCGCAUCAUCUCGACUCUCUCUACCUCCGUCUCGUUUCGAACCUAUCAUACAGAGAGAGCAGCACAGGGAGGAGGAAGGGAAAAAAUGCUGGAAGGGAAGGCGACGGUGGAGGACACGGACAUGCCGGCGAACAUGCAGCUGCAGGCGACCUCGGCGGCGUCCAAGGCCCUCGACCGCUUCGACGUCCUCGACUGCCGGAGCAUCGCGGCUCACAUCAAGAAGGAGUUUGACGCCGUCCAUGGCCCAGGAUGGCAAUGCGUGGUCGGCUGCAGCUUCGGCUGCUACUUCACGCAUAACAAGGGGAGCUUCAUAUACUUCAGGCUGGAGUCGCUCAGGUUCCUCGUGUUCAAAGGCGCCGCAGAAAAAUAAAAUAGGGACCUCGGCCAUAUAUAGCAGGCUUAGCAGCAACCAGCUGCGCUGCUGCGGGGAGCGUCUUCUCUUUGUGGUCUCUUGAUCUCUUGAUGGUUUACGGUGCGGCGGUUACUAUGAAAGCGAAAUGUGCUUGCAAGAUUAGAUGCAGCUGCCAGCUGCCUGGUGCGACCGCGCUGCAGUUCGCGAGUAGGGCGUGAAAGCGUUGAAGCGUGGGAUUGAUUUUACAACUUGGUUGUACAUACAUCGAAAUAAUUUGCCGAAUUGUUCUCUUGGAUCGAGAAAUAAUUUGUUUGGUUUGUUGUAGCA